Messenger RNA from Dibothriocephalus latus, 270 nucleotides. The record is from the annotation of a GenBank genome assembly. Lineage: Eukaryota; Metazoa; Platyhelminthes; Cestoda; Diphyllobothriidea; Diphyllobothriidae.
GGCUUCUUUCGACGCACCGCCCUCUCCAACGUGAAGCUCGAAUGUCUGGGAAAACACAACUGUUGUAUAACACCCGCCAACAGGAACAUGUGCAAGAGCUGUCGUUUCCAACGCUGCCUCGCGGUCGGAAUGUCGCAGAAGGUACCUCUGAUGGACAAGAUCGUGGGCGGUUUGAAGUUAGCUGCACGCAUAAGAACUUCCUGCGUGAGCGUCGACGCCAGUGCUGCUCCGGAUACAUCAGCGUCAACUCAUCUGACUAAAGCGCGUUGA